This is a messenger RNA of Periconia digitata, 696 nucleotides long. The record is from the annotation of a GenBank genome assembly. Lineage: Eukaryota; Fungi; Ascomycota; Dothideomycetes; Pleosporales; Periconiaceae.
UACUUCUGCAGUUAUUGCAGUAAUUGCAAUGAUGCCCCCAAGAUAUCAUAUCCUGGCGUGCUUGCUACUAACAGCUUCAUAGAAAACCUUGUCACCGAAUCAAUAAUACGUCCGGGUUCAAUCAUGUCUCAUGGCUCGCCAUCAUCCCACUCCGAGUUCAAGGGGGUGGAACUACCACAUCAUCUUGCGAGCUUGGUUUAUCCUUCAUCACGAAUGCCUUCUUUAUCUUGACUUACCUUGAUGGGUUUAUUGGCUGCUAGAGAUUAUGGGCGUCUCAAUGUAAAGUUUUGGUUUUCUCGUCUUCGGCCUCGUUGUCUUCGGUCUUGUUAUCUUGGGCAUCAUUAUCCCGGGCUACAAGUUGCACAAGCAGCAGCUACCGCUACACCUACGCUCUUGCGAGGACCGUUGGUGUCAACACGUCAAAAAAGAGAGGCAAACAGGGCGUAUACUGGGGGCAUACUGGCUGUCAAGGUGCAAAUUAAUAGCCAACUCAAUUCGAGAGCCGGCAUUAAAGCGUCUGCCUAACAUGUAACGGCAAUCUCAAUGAUCGCAUACCAACACCAAAGCGACCUGGGUCAGGUUUACACAGUCCCCAAAAAUGCUCCCAUUCAUCUCUCAAAGGAGUAAAGCUUUUUAAAAGCAAUGCAUCUACGCUUAAUGACGAUGAUGUCGAUGAUAGGCUGAAUGUUCUCCGGC